This is a messenger RNA of Cercospora beticola, 2217 nucleotides long. RefSeq lists its product as uncharacterized. Gene Ontology annotation, molecular function: potassium ion transmembrane transporter activity. The record is from RefSeq and is a predicted model, not a curated record. NCBI's taxonomy places the organism in Eukaryota, Fungi, Ascomycota, Dothideomycetes, Mycosphaerellales, Mycosphaerellaceae. Gene Ontology annotation, cellular component: membrane. Gene Ontology annotation, biological process: potassium ion transmembrane transport.
AUGUCUGGUCAGUCCGUUGAUCAAACAGCUGCAGUGCCAGCGUCAGCCAGGCGCGGCACAGAGAAGCCCGGCGUUGUCAUCGCUGACACAGAAGCGCUCCCGGAUGAUGUUGACCUGAAGAUUCGUGAUAGCGAUCUCAGACAGCGGCAAGUCUUCAAAGGAUGGACACUUCUGUUCCUAGCCUACCAAGCAACCGGGGUCAUCUAUGGUGACAUUGGAACAUCGCCGCUUUACGUCUACUCCUCGACCUUCUCUUCCCCACCCACCCGAACGGAUGUGCUAGGCGUGCUUUCAUUCAUCAUCUGGUCGCUUACAUUGAUCGUGACUCUGAAGUACGUCUUGGUUGUGCUCCGGGCCGACGACCAUGGGGAAGGUGGGACGUUCGCCAUAUACACUCUUCUGUCUCGAUACAGUGACAUUAUGAAACGGGAUCCGAGAGUCUACCAGCUCGCCAAAACAGAGCGUCACAAGAGCGAAGACCUACAUGUGCACAACGAGAAGAUUAGGUCCUGGUUAGAGCAGAGCAGGGUGGCUCACGCAAUUUUGAAAUUGCUGGCAGUCUUUGGUGUGAGCCUUGUCCUGGCUGACGGUGUCCUGACCCCUGCGCAAUCUGUGUUGGGAGCCAUUCAGGGCAUCAAAGUUGUAGACGAUGGCAUCAAGACACCUACCAUUGUGGGAGUCAGCUGCGCCAUACUGGUAGUACUGUUCUUGGUCCAGCCGCUCGGAGUCCAUCGCGUGUCUUCCGCAUUUGCUCCGAUUGUCAUCAUUUGGCUACUGUUCAACGGCUGCUUCGGAAUCUACAACCUAGCUCAACAUGAUGCAGGAGUCCUAAAGGCAUUUUCGCCAUAUUUUGCUGGAGCCUGGCUUAUGCGCACCAAGACUGAAGGCUGGAAAAGCCUCGGCGGUAUUCUUCUCUGCUUCACUGGAGUGGAGUGCUUGUUUGCAGAUAUGGGUGCCUUCAGUCGACGAGCUAUACAGCUGUCUUGGCUUUGCUUCGCGUACCCAUGCCUACUGCUUGCGUACAUCGGACAGGCGGCUUAUCUCGCAGAAUCGCCAGAGGCUUACAGCAACCCGUUCUUCAAUACUGUGCCUCCCGGACUUUUCUGGCCAUCGCUGGUCCUCGCUAUACUGGCUGCGAUUGUGGCCUCUCAAGCUACCAUUACAGCUUGCUUCCAACUCUUGGCUCAAAUCAUGAAUUCGAGCUACUUCCCGCAAAUCCAAAUGCACUACACUAGCACGAAGCACCAUGGCCAAGUCUAUAUACCAAUCGCCAACUGGGUACUCAUGGUGGGCUGUGUCAUCGUCACCGCCGUAUACAAUAAUACUACGAAAUUGGGACAUGCAUACGGAGUAUGUGUCAUCUUGGUGACGUUCAUCACCACCAAUCUCGUCGCCCUGGUCGCUGUCAUCGUAUGGCGCGUCCACCCAGCCAUUGCGUUCCUGAUCUGGCUGCCUCUCAUCACCUUUGAUGGGCUUUUCCUAUCUGCAUCACUCGUGAAGGUGCCUGACGGAGCCUGGUUCACCUUGAUGCUUGCUGCUUGUCUAGCAGCGUUUUUCGGACUCUGGAGGUACGGCAAAGAAACGCAGUGGACAUGCGAGGCAAAGGACAAGAUGUCCCUGAACUCACUGGUGGCCACUACUCUAAAUGGAGGGCAGAAGCUGUCCGAGAAAUAUGGCGGCAGUGAGCUGUUCAAAAUCGAUGGCCUCGGAAUAUUUCUAGACAAGUCUGGCGUCUUCACUCCGAAGGUUUAUGAGCAGUGGCUCAGGAAGUUUCGUGCUCAGAUGGACACAGUUGUUUUCAUGCAUAUGCGCGCACUAAGCGUGCCUCACGUCUCGGAAGAGGACCGCUUCGAGAUCUCCGAGACCAGUAUCAAGGACGUCUACCGAUUGAUCAUUCGCAAAGGAUACAGCGACCAUGUCAUAACGCCUGAUUUGGCUCUACUUGUUUGUCAAGAAGUACGAUCCCUCAUCGUUCGGCAGGGCUUGGAUGAUCCUACAACCUCUGAGCGAGUCAAUCGCUUGGAAGCGGCAUCUGCAGCUCAAACCUUAUAUCUGGUCGGCAAACAACAAAUGCGGAUCUCUCAUUCGUACAACUUCUUCAAGCGUGCGAUGCUGGAGAUCUUCCUCUGGACCCGCGAGAACUCUAGAAGUAAAUUCGAGAAACUGAAUGUUCCCGCGGAGAAGGUUGUCGAAGUCGGUUUCGUGGGUGAGAUUUAG